ACAGCAUUAGAACUGAAGUGGGCUUGAAGAACAAAAACAUCUUAAGAAAAUGUAUUGGAGGCAAAAUACCAGGUUUAUUUUAACAAUCACUCUGGUUUUGCAGAAUAUUAAUUUUGGAGAAGGCCUUAAAAAAGAAGAUGACACUCCUCACUCUGAAGGAAUUGUGGAUGACAUUAUUCAAAAGCACAGUGCAAAAGAGAGAGCCACCACAUUAAAAGUCUUCAGUGUUAUGAAUCACAGCUCCGAGUAUAAAAAGCAGAUCCACUCGAGACCAAUUGUACCUUUCACUGGGCUAACAGAAACAGGCAAAUUGAACAAACACUGCUGCAAAAAUGGAGGAACCUGUUUCCUGGGAACUUUUUGUAUAUGCCCAAAACAUUUCAGUGGAAGAUACUGUGAAUAUGAUACAAGGAUCAGGAAUUGUGGUUCUCUCGGACAUGGUGAGUGGUCUCAAGAGGAAUGCCAAUUAUGUCGCUGUAUUUAUGGGACUCUGGAAUGUCUGCCUAAUGUUAACAAGGAAGGAUGUGAUCCAUCAAAGGAGAAAUUACUUCAACUCAAUCUUGAAACCAGAUCUGAACAUGAACACAUUUCUACAGGACAUGAGACAUAUCUUUGGAAAUCUUCAUUAUUUCCUCCCAUGACUGACAGGAUAAAUUGGAAGAAAGCUGGUUCUUUGUUCAACUGUUUUAUUUGA
Messenger RNA from Thamnophis sirtalis, 694 nucleotides. Lineage: Eukaryota; Metazoa; Chordata; Lepidosauria; Squamata; Natricidae. The record is from RefSeq and is a predicted model, not a curated record.